CGGCACUUUGCAAAACUUCCCCGCCGCCGCCGCCGCCCGCUUGGCUUGCCCUUCAGCUCCUGCCGUUGUCCCGAUGGCUUCGGAGGAGCAGCAGCUACAGAGGAAGCGAGCCCCGAAGCAGCCGCCUCCGGGGGUCUCCGUCGCCCCCGACCCCGCGCUGAAGCCCUUCGAGAGAAACCUGCUGCGGAACCCCAACCCCGAAGGUACCACGCGGCUCCCCCUGGCGCCCGCUUCUCCUUCAGCCCCUGCGAAGGGACCUGGGGGGGGGUCGAUGGGGGAGAGGGGUGCCUGCUUUGCAAAAGAGGGGGGUUGACCACCUCCACCCCAACGGCCUUUCUAAGGGUCAACAUUGCAAGAAGUGGUCCCCCACCCCCGGAGCAAAGCGUUUUGGGCAAGACCCCUUUGGCACUGCUUAGCGGCGAUUGCUGCCUCGAACGGGGUUGGGCUGGAUGACCUUUGGGUGUCCCGUACAACUCUAUAAGCCUGUGGUUCUAGGAAUCAAUGAAAUAUCAAGGAUAUUUCUAUCUCCCAACCCUCUACAUCAGGGGUCUCCAAACUAAGGCCAGGGGCCGGAAAAGGCCCGAGGGACUCCUUUAUCCGGCCCACGGCGACCCCCGCUGCCCGCUCUUACCGGCAAUGCGCUGCGCGGCUGCCCACUUAGCUUGUGCGGAAGCAGGACUAAGAUGUGGAGAUAUGCUCCAGAGAUCCAGACCAUGGGGAGCCCCAAGAAAUUAAUAAAUACAAUUUGGACUAUAAUUUGAUCUUUUUAUUUUGGUUUUUUAAUUGAAGUAUUAUGAUUGGAUAUUUAAUUGGAUGUUCUUUAUUGGAAAAUCAAUAAAAAUGAUUUUUUUAAAAAAGAGAAAUAGCUUGUGCGCAUGCGCAAUAGUUAUUUGCACAUGCGCAAGCGUUAUUUGUGGUGCACAUCCGGGUCAGAGGAGGCCCGUGCACAUGAGCACAAGCGAUUUCCGGUGCUCCUCCGACUUGGAAGUGCGCCGGAAAUAGCGUGUGUGCAUGCGCUCCCCUGCCCUCUGGCCCGCCGCACGAUCGGCACUGGAGACACCAGCCCGAGGUGCGAUAAGUUUGCUGACCCCUGCUCUACAUGUUAAAAAGGUAAAGGGACCCCUGACCAUUAGGUCCAGUCGUGACCGACUCUGGGGUUGCGGUGCUCAUCUCGCUUUACUGGCCAAGGGAGCCAGCGUACAGCUUCCGGGUCAUGUGGCCAGCAUGACUAAGCCGCUUCUGGCGAACCAGAGCAGCGCACGGAAACGCCCUUUACCUUCCUGCCGGAGAGGUACCUAUUUAUCUACUUGAACUUCGUGCUUUCGAACUGCUAGGUGGGCAGGAGCAGGGACCGAGCAAUGGGAGCUCACCCCGUCGUGGGGAUUCCAACCGCCGACCUUCUGAUCGGCAAGCCCUAGGCUCUGUGGUUUAACCCACAGCGCCACCCGCGUCCCCAUGCUCUACAUGUUACUGAAGCUAUAUUCCAGCCUUCGUCCCCCCGGCUUUCUCCUGAUGUUGUCGAACUACAACUCCCAUCAGCCUUAGGUUGGGGAGCUGAUGGGAGUUGUGGUCUGGCAACACCUGGAAGAAGACAGGUGGGUGAAGGCUGCUCUGAUCCACUUCUGUUUCCUUUGCAAUAGCAUCCCUUGCUGUGCUUGAAGAGUCAAGCCACGCUUGCCUCUUAAUCUUAAAACGACAGACUUGGGGAAACUAGCAACCCAAAACAAACAAAACAACACAAAAACACCUUAAGAGCUCUGCAGAGGAGAUGGAGGCAGACCGUGCUCUGUGUGGUGUCUUUCUGGCGCGCCUCUGUGUUUACACGGAGUGUGUUCUGGAGCCAAGAUGCAUCCCCUCGUAGAUUUAGCUUCCCGAGACCCCAGAAGAGAACUGAACUCUGAAGAAUGACAAUGCUGGCAAGAAAGGCGCGAGAGGAAUUCUAAUAAGGCAUUCCUCCGCCAGACGGUGCUUUAUCAGAGACUAGAAAGCAGGGACACGUUUGCCCAUUAAAAGAUACCUCUAACUGAAGUGGAUUCUCUCCCAGCAGGGAUCACUGUUCGAUGGCUAUUUGCUAGACUUGCCUUUGCAGGAGUCUGAGAUAGGAAGACGGCUUGACUUGCCAGCCAGCCAGCUCCUCACUCAGAGCUACAGCAUUGAGCAGCUGGCUUAUCAGGUGACAGGCAUAUACAGUUUUGCAUCGAUUCAAUUUUGCGUUUUGCUACUAGGAGUUAGCAUCUGAGCUAGCUUGUUUUCCUCCUCCCUCCCCUCCCCUUUUCCUCUUGUGCCAUGUCUCUCAUUUGUAAGCCUGGAGGCAAACAGGCUCGUCUUACUGAUUUUGUAAGUUGCUCUUUGAGCCGUUAUAAAUAUAUACCGUAUUUUUUGCUCUAUAAGACUCACUUUUUCCCUCCUAAAAAGUAAGGGGAAAUGUGUGUGCGUCUUAUGGAGCGAAUGCAGGCUGCACAGCUAUCCCCAGAAGCUAGAACAGCAAGAGGGAUUGCUGCGCAGCGAUCCCUCUUGCUGUUCUGGCUUCUGGGAUUCAGAAUAUUUUUUUUCUUGUUUUCCUCCUCCAAAAACUGGGUGCGUCUUGUGGUCUGGUGCGUCUUAUAGAGCGAAAAAUACAGUAUAUAUAUUUACAGUGGCACAGGGAGAAAAUCUUUAGACGAUUCAAAACGUAUCUGGAUGUGGAGGCAGAGGGAAAAAUAACAGGAAUAUGGAAUGCAGGAUUUAGGAGGGAGGUUUGCAGGAAUUAGGUGUGCUUGUCGCACCGAAUGUUGGGUAGAUAUUGCAAGAGCUGAGUGAUGAGCAACUGAGAGGACUUAGCAUUCUGCUGGGGUUGCGAGUCUACGAUAACGUCCAUAUUUGAGUUAGAGCAUCUUACCGGAACAUAGAGGUGGCUCAUCUCUUGCAGGCAGAGAAGUCUCCACCUUCAGCCACCUUAAAGGUAAAGGGACCCCUGACCAUUAGGUCCAGUUGUUACCAACUCUGGGGUUGCGGGGCUCAUCUCGCUUUAUUGGCCGAGGGAGCCGGUGUACAGCUUCCGGGUCAUGUGGUCAGCAUGGCCAAGUCGCUUCUGGCGAACCAGAGCAGCGCACAGAAACGCCAUUUACCUUUCCGCCGGAGUGGUACCUAUUUAUCUACUUGCACUUUGUGCUUUCGAACUGCUAGGUGGGCAGGAGCAGGGACCGAGCAACGGGAGCUCACCCCGUCGCAGGAUUCGAACCGCCAACCUUCUGAUCGGCAAGUCCUAGGCUCUGUGGUUUAACCUACAGCGCCACCCGCGUUCCACCACAUUACCAGGCCACAAAUACUUGAGCUUGUUCUAAGAGUCUUAGCUGAGUUUAGGAAUCAGCUGCCUGUCCCUUACAGGCUUACCUGCAAGUAGCUCAGCCGAUACCAUUGGCAGCAACUGCUGUGAUGUCACAGAACACUCUGGAAUAUUCUCUUCCUUCUACUCUCUUCUUUUCAUCCUUCUCCGGAUCAGCACACCCCGCCCCACCCCACUGCACACAUAUGAAGGAAGGGUACACACACACACACCCCAAUUUACAUUUCCAAGGGCUCAGGGUAAAAGUCAGAUCUGGCAGAAUCAAUCUGAGACUGAAAUAAUAAUAAUUUAUUAUAUAUACACCCCACCCAUCUGGCUGGGUUUCCCCAGCCACUCUGUACGGCUUCCAGCAGAAUAUUAAAAUACAAUAAUUCAUCAAAUAUUAAAAGCCUGCCCAUCUGGUGGGAGGACAUUCCACAGGGUGGGUGCCACCUCUGAGAAGGCCCUCUGCCUGCUUCCCUGUAACUUGGCUUCUCACAGUGAGGGAACCGCCAGAAGGCCCUCGGAGCUGGACCUCAGUGUCUGGGCAGAACGAUGGGGGUGGAGACGCUCCUUCAGGUAUACUGGGCCAAGGCCUUUAGGGCUUUAAAGGUCAGCACCAACACUUUGAAUUGUGCUCGGAAACGUACUGGGAGCCAAUGUAGGUCUUUCAGGAUUGGUGUUAUGUGGUCUCGGCGGCCGCUCCCAGUCCCCAGUCUAGCUGCCGCAUUCUGGAUUAGUUGUAGUUUCCGGGUCACCUUCAAAGGCAGCCCCACGUAGAGCGCAUUGCAGUAGUCCAAGCGGGAGAUAACCAGAGCAUGCACCACUCUGGCCAGACAGUCUGCGGGCAGGUAGGGUCUCAGCCUGCGUACCAGAUGGAGCUAGGAGACAGCUGCCCUGGACACAGAAUGGACCUGCACCUUCAUGGACAGCUGUGAAUCCAAAAUGACUCCCAGGCUGCACACCUGGUCCUUCAGGGGCACAGUUGCCCCAUUCAGGACCAGAGAGCACAUAGAUCUGAAAGAGGAGGAAAAUACUUUCACUCUUCCAACGUUCUCCUUUAGCCAAAGGUCCUUUUCAAGAGAGGAACAGGGGGCUGCCCUCACCACCUGCUGGCCCAAGGGGCUGCGGGGCAGGUGGGUGAGCUCAGGGGCUUGUUAUCGCCACGUUGGCAACCUCUAUCCCAGCUGCUGAGAAGCUGGAAUGCGUCUGAGAAGUUGGAAUGUGCGUAGUCAUUCUGUUACAUCCCAGCCAGGAAGGUUGGUGAUCAGCUGUCAGAUCUGCACAGUAUUUAUGAAUGGGUUGAUUUUCACUCUAGAAUCCUUCCAGCCAAUGGACCGCAAGCAUGCAAAUGAACGUGGUGGGGAAGAGCAAGGAGGUCGCUUGCAAGAUCCGACAAUGUCAGAUUUUAAUGAAAGGUCCUUUGCCUGUUUCCCUUCCAGAAAAUAGCAAACGGCUUUUUCUGAUGUUGAGCCAAGAAGAGUUUUUACUGUUCUGGCUAGUCAGGGUUCCAGGCCGCUACAAGGCAGGGCGGAUGCCUAAACAUGUUAAAACUUGCGGGUGCAGGAGAUUAACUCCCAGAGCUCUGAAACAGCUUGUUUUUGGCCUUGCUGGUGCUGCUUGCCUGGGGGUGCGGGAAGAUCUCCGCAAUUACCGUAAUUAAUUGGCAGUCAUAAUCCUUGCGCGCUUGCAAGGAGGCCUUGUAGCUUCCAGGCCUCCUUUCGUCACUCCCAAUUAACACAGCCCUUUCUUAAGAACGCAGUAAGUGUCUGCUGGAUAAAGCCCAAAGUGGCCCGUGUAGUCCAGCAUCCUGAUUUUACGGGGCAAACGAGAUACCUAUAAAGAACUGUUUAGUUAGAAGGGAACCGCUCAUCCCCUUGCAAUGCAGGAAUCGCCUAUGUAUGUGAGAGAAGGUUCAGGGCAGGACAGUGGCGUAGCGAGGAUUGCUGGCUCCCAGGGCAAGGAAAGUAUUCUGCCCUGUAACUGGCACCUCCAUGCGGCGCUGCAGCUGCUGCCAGACAGAUCUGCAGAGCAGCCGCAAGACAUGGGUGCAGAUCUCCUGUUAAGGUGGCAGCUGCAGAGGUGCACCUGUAAUAUAUUUUUUUUGCAGUUGCCCUGGGGUCCCCACCCCCAUGCUAUGCCACUGGCUGGGCUUGGUGCUAAAAGCAAUCCUUACGGGGUCCUCGCUGCGGGAUCACAUUCACCCAGUGCAAUACCAGCUGCACUGGCUCCUGGUGGAGUACAGGGUCAGGUUUAAGGUGCUGGUUUUAUAGCCCUAUACGGCCUAGGACCCUCAUACCUAUGGGACCGCUUCUCCUGGUAUGUCCCAUGGAGGACCUUACGGUCUUCAGACAAAAACAUCUUGGAGGUCCCAGGCCACAGGGAGGUUAGGCUGGCCUUGACCAGAGCCAGGGCCUUUUCAAUACUGGCCCCGAUCUGGUGGAACGCUCUGUCACAAGAGACUAGGGCCCUGCGGGACUUGACAUCUUUCCGCAAGGCCUGCAAGACAGAGCUGUUCCUCCUGACCUUUGGCCAAGGCACAGUCUGACCCCCUCCUUUGGUAAUUCUUUACAGAACUCUAGCCCAAUGGUUGCCAUCAAUUUGAUUUGAACUGAUUUUAUAAUGAAUUGAUUUUAGAAUGCUGUAUUAUUUUGCUGUUGUUAGUCGCUCUGAGCCCGGCUUCGGCUGGGGAGGGUGGGAUAUAAAUAAAUUAUUAUUAUUAUUAUUAUUAUUAUUAUUAUUUAUUAUCAAGGUUCAAUGCAUUUUCCUCUUCCUCCGUUUAUUUUACAGGUGUGAAUAUUUCUGAGCCAGCGCCCCCCCUGACGCUGCCCAGGGCAGCUUGGAAUCCCCUGGACCCUAAAGGUGAGGUAAUGCGCGACAGUGGGAGGCGAUUGGGGUUGUGGGCCUCUCCUUGCAAGCCCAGAGCUGGCUGGCAUGUGCAACUUGUUAAUUUCCUCCUGAGUGGAAGUUAUCGAUAGAAGCCGAAAACUCACUCCUUAGGAAUAAAAACACACAGCGAGCGUAAAAAUCAGUUUACUGAUAAUAAAACUCAAACCAGAAACCACAAAAUCAUAUUCUGGGAAGCUUUGGAACAGCAGUUCUCUGACCCAGGUCACUGACGGCCGUAAUCCUUUAAGCGUGACAGCAACAUAGCAGGACCUGUCAGGGGGACGGAUUACAGUUUCACAAUGGGAGGAAGAGCAUAAAUCGAGCCAUCCAUAGAGAAAUGUUUGAACAAGCGAUCAGAUGACUCAAGCCAGACUAAACGGAUCAGAAUGUCAAAAGGAAAUGGAAAUGAGUUGCCCAAGGUGGGAGACAAAGACUUACAAAAUGACUUGAGGGACAGGUGUCAAGUCACAGGUUCAGAUUUCUGACUGAUAUCUGUGAUGUUUCUGUGUUGCACAUAAAUGUUGCGUUUCCAAGGAGGUGUUUCUGUGAUGGGGGAAAUGGAACUUUUAAAAUAUGCUGUAAACCAGGGGUCAGCAAACAUUUUCAUCAGGGGGCCGGUCCACUGUCCCUCAGGCCUUGUGGGGGUCCAGACUAUAUUUUUUUUGGGGGGGGGGAUAUGAACGAAUUCCUAUGCUCCACAAAUAACCCAGAGAUGCAUUUUAAAUAAAAGCACACAUUCUACUCAUGUAAAAACACGCUGAUUCCCGGACCGUCCAUGGGCCAGAUUUAGAAGGCGAUUGGGCUGGAUCUGGCCCCCGGGCCUUAGUUUGCCUACCCAUGACGUAAACCCAGAUCAAGGCUGCUUCUUCCUCUUGCUGUCUUGAGGGGAGAAACUUUGCUUCCCAACUUUGCUUUUCCUUAUGCCUGGUUACAGUCUGCAAUUCUUUCCUCUGACAGACAAGCAGACCUCCACGGAAUUGCGAGUCCUUUGAGCAAGGGAUUGGUGCAAAAGUGACCCCGAUUUUUACACCAGGCCUUUUGAGAUACCUGGCCCCAGAAGCAUGCGUAAAAGGCAAUUUCCUUGAUAGGAAGUGAGUUUGGUUUGUUUUUUUAAGAACCUAGGAUGUAGCUUGUUAAGUUGUGGGUGAACAUAUCACAGCGAUUCUUCAAACAGCUCUUGUUUAUUCACAGGCCAGAACAGAACUGAACUGAAGGGUUCAGCCAGCCUGCUUAUAUAGAGCUCCACUACAACGCAACAGUAACCACUUUCUGUAACUAUCCAAUCACUGAACGUCACUUUCAAUCCCUUAUUUGCAUAUGUGGACCUGAGUGAAAACUAUCUACAGUAUCCCCCUGCUGGUCCAGGGUGAGAACUUCAGUACAUAACAUAGCUUGUGUUUGCAUUGAUGCAAAAUAGUUGAGACAGUGGACCAGGUUGUGAAUUCUGUAUCAUUCCCUCAGUGGGGCUUCCCUUGGGCUUGACCCAGAACAUGCAGUCGGCACCGAAUGCUGCAGCGCGAUUGCUGAUAGGUGAGAGGCCUUGUCAGCAUAUAGCGCCUGUGCUCAAGAGAUCUUCCCUGGUGUCCAAUUUGCUACCAGACCAAGUUCAAGGUGUUACUAUUAGUACAGGGAUAGGCAACCUAAGGCCCAUGGGCCAGAUCUGGCCCAAUCGCCUUCUCAGUCCGGCCCACGGACAGUCCGGGAAUCAGCAUGUUUUUACAUGAGUAGAAUGUGUCCUUUUAUUUAAAAUGCAUCUCUGGGUUAUUUGUGGGGCAUAGGAAUUCAUUCCUUUUUUCCCCUGUUGCAGGUGCCUCAAAAUCACAAUUCUGCAUUUGUAAUAACUUGGUCUUUGGAACUCCCUGCACCUUGACACCAGGGGGUUGCCUUCACUGUAUUUUUUUCUGUACAUGUUAAAAGCUUUCUUGUUCAGACAAGCCUUCCAAUAUAUUUAGAAAGCUGAUGUGAGUUUUGUUUUUAUUGCUGUUUUACCUUUCGAAUGUUUUAAAUAGAUCUUUUUAUUGUUUUGUAAGCCACUUUGAGGCUUUCUUUUCUUUUGCAACCAAGCGGUGUACAAAUUUUAUGAAAUAAAUACAUAUAUUUUUAUUCGGAAGCUGCACAAGCUCAGGGACACUGCGCUCUUGUGCUUAUUUUUUUUGGGGGGGGGACCCACAUGUUCCAUCUAGAGGGGGGAAAGCGUUCUGUGUAUGCUCAGGGCCACCUGGCUCGAGAUGCCAGAAUGCAGGGUCACAGGAAAAUGGCAAUCUGCUAAAACCAUUUCCCCUUCCUCUUGAGGGUCCCCUUUCCAUCUCUCCCCACAGGUAUUUUCAAAGGCUGGCAAGUUAGCAUCGAGCCCUUGGAGGCAGACAAGACAGAGGUCGCCCCAAAGUCCAUCUUGCCACGCUAUAGGUGAGUGGGGGACUCACUGGCAGGGCCGGAUUUAGGUUUGAUGAGGCCCUAAACUAUUGAACGUAAUGGGGCCCUUUCUAUGUCCAGCUUUCCUUUGUCAACAACAAAUGGCCGCUGUUUUUUGUGUUGAAUAUAUGCUAUAUGGUAAUAUAUGGACCUAAUAGGUAUCUCAAGCCAUUUGUACAUGUUGCCGUGGAACCAGUCCAUGCAGAAUGUCAGCACCCUAUAUAUAAAAGGUAAAGCCCAGUCGUGGCCGACUCUGGGGUUGCGGCGCUCCUCUCGCUUUAUUGGCCGAGGGAGCCGGUGUACAGCUUCCAGGUCAUGUGGCCAGCAUGACUAAGCCUCUUCUGGCGAACCAGAGCAGCGCAUGGAAACGCCGUUUACCUUCCCGCUGGAGCAGUACCUAUUUAUCUACUUGCACUUUGACAUGCUUUUGAACUGCUAGGUUGGCAGGAGCAGGGACUGAGCAACGGGAGCUCACCCCGUCACGGGGAUUCGAACCGCCAACCUUCUGAUCAGCAAGCCCUAGGCUCAGUGGUUUAACCCACAGCGCCACCCGCGUCCCUACGCUAUAUAUUGAAAGGAGCAAACCAGUGAUAUUUUAGGGAGCAGGCUAGCAGGUGGGGUCCAUGACUUACAUCACAGGAGCCUACACAACACAAAACACUGUUGCUGUAUAUAAGCUUUAUUUUAUUUGUUGUUUAUCUUAUAUUUUGGAAAUGUGCAUCCAGGUUUUUUUGCUUUAAAUUUUUUUGGGCCCCCCAAGAGAGUGGGGCCCUAAGCUAUAGCUUGUUUAGCUUAUACGUAAAUCUGGCACUGGAGUCCCUGUGAGCUGGUCUUGUCUCUUUGAGUCUCAUUGGAACAGCUGACCUGCUUCCUUCUCUCCCUUUCGCCCUUUCUAGCUGGUGCGUUAAGCAGCAACACGUAGACUUGGUGGCCGAAGGAUUUUGGGAGGAGCUACUGGAUUCAUACCAGCCAAACAUCACCGUCAUGGAUUGGUAAGUGUGUGUGGCCUGGCGGCGGUUAGUUCCCCCUGCAUUCCUGCAUUGCAGAGGGUUGGACUGGAUGACCCUGGAUGUCAGGAGCCCGUCCUACACUCAAGUAGGACCCUGGCAGAGACACAUGCCACGACUGGCAUGUUCUGUCCCUCCUGGUCGAUCAGGAGCUUCAAAAGCUUUCUUCUGCCCGAACAUCACAGCAACCGAUGCCAACAGACAUCGGCACAUUUAGGGAUCCGCAGAGUCUGCGCAGCUUGCGUGACAGACCUCAGCAACUCAGCAUUUUGGCUAAUCUACUUUAUUUACGUAUAAAUGCACGCGGAGCACUGCACCAUGGCUCCCUCUCUCUCUAGCAUCAGACAGCAAAGAGAAAAAGAACAAAGGGCAAUAGUCCCUGAAAUAUACUCAGAGUCGAGUAUGGAUUUCAUGCUCUUUAUUCAGCUCAUAGUGGUGAGGAGGAAUGGAAGUUCCCCCAGAAUGUCUGCUUUAUAUACAUUAUUUACACAAUGGGCCCCACGUGAUUGGCUAAUUCCGGGAUUCUCCUGUAGGCCAAUCAGGUUGCGGAUUCACUUCCACCUGGAGCUGGAUUGGGUGGCUCCUGUGGACCAAUCAGACUGCUGCAUUCUGAAUCCUAUUGUUCUAGGACCAAUCAGACUGCUGCAUUUUGGAUCCUAUUCAACUCAGUACAUAAUAGUCCCACUUCACGGAACGCAGGAACACAAACAUCCUGUCUCCGUCACUUCCCACUCGGUGGAGUCAAAACAUCCACCGUCAUGUGAUAGACAACAAUCCCAUGACUGCAAUCACGGAGCAGGAAAUCUAACACCUUGGGGGUCCCUUGCAAGUCUACAGUUUUAUGAUUCUACGACCCUGGUUCUUUCCUGGCCUUGUUUGGCACAAUGGGCAAGAAGCACACUGAGAGCGUCACCGGCUCUCUAAAAAUAAGUGCUGGGGCUUGAUGCUACCUAGAAAGUUAUGCUGUUUGAACUGGAAGCCUGUCCUUCAACUCCAAAACAACCUGGGCUCUGCUUCGUGAAAUAAGUGAUUUGCGCAAGGGCCGUGCAGACGGUCUGUGGCAGAACCCUUCCCAUCAGUCCCAUAGUUUAGGGAAUUUUUAAUGUCUGAUGUUUUGUUGUAUUUUUAAUAUUUUGAUGAUGAUCUUUUACCUCCCCUGUCCUGGUCUCUGACAUGCUCCCUUACCCCUGUAUCUCUGUCAAAGAUUCUCCCUGACACCACUGAUGAAUAGCCUAUUUUUAGGGGCAAGAUCCCCAAGGCUGGCAGUUCCACAGGAGUGAGGGAAAUAAACUUUGUACAUGCUCAGAUGCAUUCAGCCCUUGCUUAGAAUAUAUUCCAGGCAUGUCCAACUGGUAGAUCUAUGAUUCUAUGAUCUACUGGUAGAUCGUGGGGUGUUCCUGGUAGAUCCUGGUUGAUCUCCGGCCCCUCAGCAAUUUCCUUACAGAAAAGCAGAAAAGGGGGGGGGGGACCCAAAUCUCCACAACUUUGGCUUCCUAAAAUCACUGCCAGUUUUUUUACAUUGUGAGUAGAUCGCAGUCUAUUGGGAGUUGGACAUCCCUGAUAUAUUCUGAUAGCAAAAUUCAAGGCUAAGCCUUGGAGAGCCCUGGUUCAAAUUGUUGUUGUUGUUGUUUAGUCGUUUAGUCGUGUCCGACUCUUCGUGACCCCCUGGACCAGAGCACGCCAGGCACUCCUGUCUUCCACUGCCUCCCGCAGUUUGGUCAAACUCAUGCUGGUAGCUUCGAGAACACGGUCCCACCAUCUCGUCCUCUGUCGUUCCCUUCUCCUUGUGCCCUCCAUCUUUCCCAACAUCAGGGUCUUUUCCAGGGAGUCUUCUCUUCUCCUGAGGUGGCCAAAGUCUUGGAGCCUCAGCUUCAGGAUCUGUCCUUCCAGUGAGCACUCAGGGCUGGUUUCCUUCAGAAUGGAGAGGUUUGAUCUUCUUGCAGUCCAUGGGACUCUCAAGAGUCUCCUCCAGCACCAGAAUUCAAAAGCAUCCAUUCUUCAGCGAUCAGCCUUCUUUAUGGUCCAGCUCUCACUUCCAUACAUCACUACAAUGUGUGUGUUUUUUUGGGGGUGGGGGCGUGAUGAAUGGGAGGGGCACAUCUCGCACAAUUUCAUUCAGCUUGCUUUCAGCCACAUAUGUUUGAAAUUGCAGAGGUUAAAUGCAUGUAAGAUGCAAUUGCACCGUCACUAAAUACCGUAUUUUUCGCUCUAUAAGACGCACCAGACCACAAGACGCACCUAGUUUUUGGAGGAGGAAAACAAGAAAAAAAUAUUCUGAAUCUCAGAAGCAAGAACAGCAGGAGGGAUCGCUGCGCAGUGAAAGCAGCAAUCCCUCUUGCUGUUCUGGCUUCUGGGAUAGCUGCGCAGCCUGCAUUCGCUCAAGUGAGUCUUAUAGAGCAAAAAAUACGGUAUAUCUAGUAAAUCAGGUGCAAAAGUGUCUUCACACAUGCUUUAUUCGGACCACCAGAGGGCAGCAGUUCUGCAGUGAUAAAGCCAGUUUUGCGUGGACAAAACCAUCAGCCCCAACACGACUGCUUUCUCCCUACAGGUACGAAAACAGCAAACUGGCUGACUCUGUCUAUGAACUCCACGUCCGGCUCCUGGGAGCAGACAGGGCCACGGUGAUGGGUGAAUUUCACUACGUGGCGCACGAGGGCGAGCAGGACGGGCAGGAAAACAAGAACUGGCAUCACGUAAGAGCUGGGUUGGGUGGGCAAUCAGGAUUCGAACACAAGACACACUCCACUCCCACAGUUUCCAGCAGCUGGUGUUCAGGAGCAUUGCUGUGGAGGGCACAGCAUAGCCAUUGAUAACCUUGUCUCCCCCCCUGAAUUUUUCUAAUCCUCCUUUAAAGCCAUCCCAGUUGGGGGCCAUGUGGCAGGGAGUUCCACAGUUUAACCGUGCGCUGUUUAAAGAAGGACUUCAUUUUACCAGAGAGGGGAAAUCUUUUCUAUAUCUGCUUCCUUUGUGCCCUUCGUAAUAUAAAGCACCGUGUCUCCUCAGUUGGCUAGAGCGCUGUGCUGAUAAGGCCAAGGUUGCAGGUUCGAUCCCCCCACGGGAAAGCUGCAUAUUCCUACAUUGCAGGGGGUUGGACUGGAUGACCUCUGGGUCCUUUCCAGCUCUGUCAUUCUAUGAUUCAAAACUUUAAAAUGCCAAACACUGUAACCGUUCUUCAUAGGGGAGUUCCUCAAUCUUGUUUUGCAAACUCCUGGAUGUCCACAAGUUCUCGUGGACAUGCACAAGCAAUGGAAGAAAGCUUUUUUCUACCCACUUCCCGCAUGACAUGUACAAUUUUAUAAAGUUCCAUCAUGUCGCCACUUCCUCGCUUUUUCUCUACACUAAAACGCCCCAAACGCUGACUGAUCUGGGUCUCACUGGGUUGGCUGAGCCGCAUGGCCUGCUGUCAUAAAAACCCCCUAAGGACUCAGUUUGCCUGUCCAAGAAAUGGGUACAUAUGUGUGCAUUAAGAUGGAGGAACUUUGGGGUCUCCACCCCUGUGGUUGUAGCCUUGUGGACUGAGACCGUCCCCCCCCUUCUCGAUCUCUUUCAAGGUCUCCCACGUAUUCCAGCGCUACGGAGCAGGACUGCGCUAUGUCCACUUCCUCCACAAGGCCAAAGAGGUCGAGACGCCGGCUGGAUUCCUCCGGACGAGAGUGACGGACAGCAGCGUCUCUGCCCAGCUGCAGGACUGAUGGCGUUUGGGGGAGCGG
Molecule: messenger RNA, 13322 nt
Organism: Podarcis lilfordi (Lilford's wall lizard)
Lineage: Eukaryota; Metazoa; Chordata; Lepidosauria; Squamata; Lacertidae
Source: the annotation of a GenBank genome assembly